Penicillium cosmopolitanum is the source of this 1665-nucleotide messenger RNA. RefSeq names its product putative glycosyl hydrolase. Lineage: Eukaryota; Fungi; Ascomycota; Eurotiomycetes; Eurotiales; Aspergillaceae. Gene Ontology annotation, biological process: carbohydrate metabolic process. The transcript is spliced from 2 exons. The record is from RefSeq and is a predicted model, not a curated record. Bases 1 to 1665 code for a protein of 554 amino acids.
AUGGCUUCUCGUUCCUUAUUCCAGUCCCCUUCUGGGUCCUCCUACUCUCUAUAUACGAUCCUGUGGAUAUUCUUCCUUUCUCUUUCAGCCGUGGCCAAUGCGCUGGCGUAUCCGCCCCAGAAGCCGCUCGCAGAGACACGGCCAGUCGACGAGAACCUAUUGAACUCCCUCGAUGAUCUCUCAGAUGAUGCCAGUCCCAGGGACAGCAAUGCGACUCCCGUCGAGACGCUGCAAGACCUUCUCAGCGCGCUACGUGGUAUGCAAGACCACUACUUCGUGAUGUGGAUGGGAACUUGGCCGAGCAGCAUUGACUGGACCGCUGCGGUGUUGGGAACCCACGUUGUCGCCACUUUGUCGUCUUAUACCUCCUCCAAGCUCGAUCUUGUCGACCCCACAGAGUCGCACCAAUCAGUCGCGCUUGCAGUCGAGAACACUGUCAAUCAAUUCUUCACCCAAAUGAAUACCUUUUAUUUUGGAGAGAAUGCUUUCAGUCUGAGAAACCAGGCUUACGACGAUAUGCUUUGGGUCGUACUAGACUGGCUGGAAAAUGUCAAGUUCCAGGACCUGCACACGGAUCUUCACUUUCCUCCUGCACAUCGAGCACGAAUCUUCUACGAGCUGGCCUCGGCCGGGUGGGACAAGACUCUUUGCGGUGGGGGGAUGAUUUGGAACCCGGUUUUGAUCCCCUAUAAAAACGCCAUUACGAACGAGCUUUAUAUAUCGGCAAGCAUUGCCAUGUACCUAUACUUCCCAGGGGACCCCAUUGACUCUCCGUUCAUUACCAACGCGCAAGCCAAUGGAACCUAUCCACACAACCCUGCCCACCUCAAGGCAGCAGUCGAUGCUUAUGCGUGGCUCAAGAACUCCAACAUGACUGGUGCCGGUGGGCUAUAUGCAGACGGGUACCACAUCAGCGGCUGGCGAAGUGCCUCUGACCCAGGAACGGGAAAGUGUGACGAGCUCAACAAAAUGGUAUAUACCUACAACCAAGGAGUCGUUCUCAGCGGGCUGAGAGGACUCUGGAUCGGAACAGGUGACCAGAGCUACCUUCGCGACGGCCAUGAGCUUAUCCACAAGGUUCUCCGUGCUACAGGUUGGCCGCAAACAUCUUCAAAGAAAUGGGCUGGUCUUGGACGUGGCGGUGUGCUGGAAGAAGCGUGCGACUCAUAUUCCAGCUGCUCCCAAAACGGACAGACCUUCAAGGGCAUUUUCUUCCACCACCUGGCUGAGUUCUGUCGGCCACUCCGCCCACAAGAAGAGCGCUUCCUAGUGGCUGAGAAACGCCAGCCAAUUGCGGACGAGAGCUGGGAGAAUGUCUACACCCGUCAUCUCAAACGUUGCCGUACCUAUGGGCCCUGGAUCGAACACAAUGCUCGCGCUGCACUGAUCACUCGCGAUGACGAUGGGAAAUUUGGUACUUGGUGGGGAAUUGAAUUCCAGCAGCCACCCUCCGUUGCCUCUGCGGAGACUGUAAAUAGUAGUACUUUGCCGGCUGGGGCUGUGGACUACCGCAAUGUCGAGUUUGAGACUGAUGCCUCUACAUUUGACGGCGUGCCACGGGACUUCAAUGAUCGUGGACGGGGUCGCACAGUUGAGACACAGUCUGGUGGAAUUGCAGUGCUGAGGGCUCUGUAUCAGUGGCAGACCUCUGAUUUCCUUUCAUGA